AUGUCUAGAUCACACAGUAGGAUCCAGUCGACUAACUCUAUCUCUGGUUUUGUACAGUAUGAUGAGAAAAGAGCUUGGAUCGUAGAGGAUGACUUUCAGCCUUCCAGACAAGGCAGCUCACGCCAAAGGACAUUAGUGUACCUGCUUCUUCUCUCCGAGGCAAUCAUGGCGGCAUCUCUCUCGGCACAAAUACCAUUGCUUAUUGAUGCUUCUUCAUCUGCUUGUUCGGAUUACAGCUCAUCCUAUAUCAGAAGUCUUCUGGAGUGCGCAUACUUCUUUGGAAGCACAUGCAGUGUCUUCUGGGGCUUGGCAGCAGACAAGGCUGGACGAAAGACGACAGCCAUGCUUGGUCUCUGUGGCACAUUAGCGUGCUGUCUGUUCAUGGGCUUUGCUACUAGCCUCCCCGGGUGGGUCACUUUGCGUUUUCUGGCUGGAUGCAUGGGUUCUGCAGUCUUUACGGCUGCUCUUGCGAUGCUUGCCGACCUAAGUAUGGCAUCCAACAAAGCUCUGCAGACUGUGUCUCGCUUGCCUCUCAUAUCUGUUUGUGGAGGCAUUGGUCCACUUUUGCAGUCUAUCGUCAGGCAAAUUGGCGAGCAUGCACCCGCUGGAAUCUGGUCUCAGUGGCCUGCUCUAAAUGGUCAAAUCGCGUGUGCUAGCCUGAUUUUGGUCAUCUUUCUGCUCGAGGCUAUCUGCUUGCACGAGACCUUGGACCGUCAUGUUGCAGUCAACCGCAAGAGCGAAGAGACAACCUUGCUUGGGCACACAGCUGAUGACAGCGAGGCAUUGUUGUCUGUAUCUGUCGUGGAUUCCGACGAACAAUCCUCAAGAAUCUGUAUUGACGACUUUCUGCAAGCGCCCUCCUUCUUAACCCUUCUGGCUUCCUUUUCUAUUCUAUCUCUGCACUCAUCGACAUUUGAGGUGCUGCUUCCGCAUCUUGCUGACUCGCCUGCCAACAUGGGUGGUAUGGGUCUUCCUUGCGGUCUUCUGAACACGAUUAUCACUAUUGUCAAGAUCGUGGCUGCUAUGGGAGUAUUUUACGCUCUUCCAAAGUUCGCGGCCAAAGUUUCUGUUUUGUCAACCUAUCGUCAGAUCUCUAUCGCCUUUCCUGGUAUCUACGUGUUGAUUCCGUUCUUCGCCAUGCUUGCUACAGUAUCUGGGGCACCGGGAUCCUCAUGGGCUGUAUUCAGCACAGUGGCUGUGGUCGCCAAAGAAUUGUGUUCAGAACUGGCGAUGGUAUUGGCCAUCUUACUUGCGUUCUCUGCAGCCCCAAAUGCGGCGUCGGCUGGUACCAGCAUAGGCCUUCUCGGCCUCUCUAAUCUNUUUAAGGCGCUCGCGGUUGGCGUGAGUGGUCUGAGCUACUAUCUUUCGGACGCAUACUCAGUAGUCGCUAUCAAUGCGACUCUGUGGGCAUUGUUGGCUGUGUUGGCAUUUACUGGAUCAUGUAUCAACUGGAGACUGAGAGAGGCUCCUCUUGUUGGACAGGACAUCCCAGCUGAAUUGUUGAAGUGGAGCAGUGUGUUUGAUGCCGAGUCGGACUCUGAGACUGAAGUGUAG
Aureobasidium musti is the source of this 1554-nucleotide messenger RNA. Lineage: Eukaryota; Fungi; Ascomycota; Dothideomycetes; Dothideales; Saccotheciaceae. The record is from the annotation of a GenBank genome assembly.